CGGUGCCAACGUGGGUCAGCAUGGUGAUUCAGAUCCCACCAUGCCGCUGAUCGACGCCAUCGUCCGACGAACCUGGCACCCGAAAGCCCCGAAGGGCUCGUCGACAUGCGCAGCGAAGAGCUCCACCGUGUACGACAGGGCCGACAGCGGCAGCGGCAUGAGCCCGACGGACAAGUCCUGCGAUGGUGCUGACUCGCGCCCGAGCACGAGAGCAAGCUCCGGCGGUGGCCUCUCGCGGGGGAACACCAAGGCCAGCUCCCGCGGUGACUCCCCCAGCGGCUCCCCUGGCUCCGCGCCGUGUGGCCGCCUGCCAGACUUCUCCCUUCCGGGCGUCGCCUUGGCAGCCGCCGAACACAGCCCCGUCAUUCGGUGUGUCGGGAAGGUGAAGCACAACGUGGUCAGUGCGCAGUCAAAGCAGGUCCAACCCAUGGCGAUCAGCGAUUUCGACAUCGUCACGACCCUGGGUAACGGUUUCAUGGGUUCGGUUCGCCUUGUCAAGCUCAAGGACGGGCACGAUCCCACGCCGUUCGCGUUGAAGGUCAUGCCGAAGAUUGUGGUCGUGAAGAAAAAACAGGUAGUUCACACGAGGCAAGAGAAGGAGUUGCUCGGCCAGAUGAACCACCCAUUCAUCGUCAAGCUCUUCAGGUCGUUUCAGGAUGAUGCGAACCUUUAUUUGCUGAUGGAGUUUGUCAAUGGCGGCGAGCUCUUUUCGGUUCUGCAAGGCGGCAAGAGGUUUGAGAAUGACGGUGCCAAGUUCUAUGCAGCUGAGAUUACCUUGGCGCUAGGACACAUUCACGGCAUGACCGUGGCCUAUCGUGAUAACUGGAGAACGUCCUCCUCGACUCCAGCGGCCACGCGAAGCUGGUCGACUUCGGAUUCGCCAAGGUCGUCCGCAACCGUUCGUUCACGAUGUGCGGGACCCCAGACUAUUUGGCGCCAGAGAUCAUUCAGAGGGAGGGCCACGACAUGAGCGUGGAUUGGUGGGCCAUGGGCGUCCUGACCUACGAGAUGCUGUCAGGCCACACUCCGUUCAGGGGGCGCACACACCACGCCAUCUACGAGAAGACUUUAACGACUGAGCCGGAGUACCCCACCCAUUUCACGAAGAACGCCAAAGCCAUUGUCAGCAGGUUGCUGACCAAGGACAAAGCUCGCCGCCUUGGCGCCGGCGAUCACGGCGCCGAGGACGUGAACCCCCGUGCCGUCGGUGGUUCGGCUCGGUGGACUUCGACAUGGUUUUGCGGAGACAGUACAAGGCACCCUUCCUGCCGUCCGUGAAGGGCCCAGACGACCCCUCCAUGUUCAGGGAGUACCCCCACGAGGAGGAGGUCAGCACCGACGGGACCAGCCUUUCCAGAGCGCAGCAGGAGCAGUUCAAGUGCUUCUGAGCCGCCCUGCCGUCGCGCCUCGCAGGUGCGUCGACCAGCGAGUCGACCCGGCAGCGCAGCGGGGACCAGACGAGCUGCCUUCCCCUCCCGCGCGGGGAGUUUCUGAGUUGCCUUUUCGUGCUUCGCUGUGGCCGUGGUCUCGAGGAGGACCCUCCCUUCGUUCCCCUCGAGCGCUGGCGGUCGGACUUCAGAUCCGGCGACCCCUCGGAUUAUCGCCUGAAUCGGAUACUUGUCGUGCGUGCGCGUUCCUGCAUGGAUGCGCUUGGCGGCGUCCAUCCGUCGCGGCGGUGGUCUUCGGUGCCGCGUGGGCCCUCGGGGAGGGG
This is a messenger RNA of Prorocentrum cordatum, 1711 nucleotides long. The record is from the annotation of a GenBank genome assembly. NCBI's taxonomy places the organism in Eukaryota, Dinophyceae, Prorocentrales, Prorocentraceae.